Microthlaspi erraticum is the source of this 1509-nucleotide messenger RNA. Lineage: Eukaryota; Viridiplantae; Streptophyta; Magnoliopsida; Brassicales; Brassicaceae. The record is from the annotation of a GenBank genome assembly.
AUGGAAUCGGGAAUGUCGUCUCCGUCAAGAGAUCUGAUCAAAUGUUGCGACUGCGGAUGCGAUUGCUCUCCAGAUUCCUGGAUUCGAUCAGUGAAGAGAAGACACGAGGAAUUAGCGAACGAGAAAGGAUUCACAAUCCCGGAGCUAGAUCAUGACGCAGACGCAGAGCUCUUCUCUAAUCCCAGAGUCCAUCUCGAGAACGAAUGCGAAUUGCUCCGCGAGACUGUUACAAGUCAACAGCAAUCGAUUCAGGAGCUGUAUGACGAGCUAGAGAAAGAGCGUAACGCUGCAUCAACAGCUGCAGAAGAAGCAAUGUCCGUGAUGCAGAGGCUGCAGAACGAAAAAGCUGAGCUCCAGAUGCAACUCAGGCAGCACAAGAAUUACUCCGAGGAUAAGAUUGAGCAUGACCAGCAAAAGAUUUUCGAUUUGGAAGAUGUUUUGUAUCAGAGGGAGCAGACUAUACAGGCGCUUACAUUCGAGGUUCAGGCUUAUAAGCAUAGGAUGAUGAGUUUUGGGCUCACCGAGGCAGAAGCUGAAGGUGAGAAGAGCGUGUUAAGCCGUGAACCGAGCAUGAUCGAGGUUAACUCUGAGUAUGACCUCCCUGCGUAUGACUACCCUCCUUUGAAGUGCAACAUUAACGAGAACCAUGAUGAUCCUCUUGAGGCUGAUAUCUAUGUUGCAGAUGAUGAGAACUACCCACCGGCUUAUUCGCCUCAUGAGAGAGAGCAUUUGAAGACGUUGGAUCUGAGGAUAAGCCAGCUGGAGACAAAUCCUAGCUUUCCUCAGUUGAAUGGUGUUUCAGAGAAGGUGGUGGUUGGUCAGAGUCCUAGGCGUGAAAGACAGUUUAGGAGGACUUCGACUGCUGGUUCAAGCUCACAGUUGGGAGCGUCUAAAGAUCUAAAAGCUGAUAUCUUUGCUGAUUCACCGAGGUCCGAGAGCUACAGCUCCAAGAGAGUGGCAAAUUUCUCGUAUACAGAGAAUUAUAAUGGUGAAGAUGAGUCGUCGGAGAUAGGAGAUGAUAUGAGUGACAGAGUUUACACCAUUGAUUCAGUCCAUCAGGGUGCGUCUCUUAGUGGUGUAACUGACCAGAAGCUUGGUGAUGAGAGUUCUGAUGGCAAAGGGGUUUUCCAAAGGGAACAAAUGGAUCUUGAUGAUCCUGACAUAACGAAGCUCUACAUGCGGCUUCAAGCGCUGGAAGCUGACAGGGAAUCGAUGAAACAGGCGCUUAUCUCUAUGAGGACUGAGAAGGCUCAGAUGGAACUGUUGAAAGAAAUUGCUCAGCAUCUUGUCCCGCAACGGAGGCUGCCUCUGCGUAAAGCUAACAAUGCUGGGCCAUUGACUUUCACGCCAGUCUUUAAGUGGAUCACAUCGUUUGUUUCGUGGAGAAGAAAGGCUCGUCGAAGCAAGUACAUGUAUGGGAUGUCAGCAAACAACAUGGGACUGCAAAUGCUCUUAGAAAAGGUCCCUAGAUCAAGGAAAUGGCGAUGUCUCAGGAGCACGCAAGUGUGA